AUGUUCGGCCGCUCUCAAAUCGUUCACUUCGCUGCUUUACUCGCCCUACUAUCCCCUGCGUUGGCUACCGUCUAUCGCGCGGAUUCUCGCUCGCCUCAAGAGAUCCUAGAUGAUGGAGGCUUCAAGGCCUGGAAUCCUCAAGGAACCGGGAGUGUCAUUGACCAUGUCAAGAAUAAGCUAGGUGACCAGGAUCCAUGGGUUUCAACCACGAGCAGUGAAGACUUUGCUAAAAGUGGCGCCACAUACCCCGGCAAUUCCUAUGUCUACCACAUCUCAGAAAACGGCAUCAAGCUUGUUGACACCAAGAAAGCUUUCGAGGAAGCAGGCGAAGUUCAUCCUAACCCUGCCGAGAAGGAGUUUUCAGUCAAGGGCGAGAUUACCUGGGAUAGCAUCAUCAAGUGGGACGUCUACAACAACAAAAACAAGAAGAUUAGCGAUCAGAACUCGAGACGACUUUGA
Messenger RNA from Parastagonospora nodorum SN15, 459 nucleotides. RefSeq lists its product as hypothetical. Gene Ontology annotation, molecular function: toxin activity. Bases 1 to 459 code for a protein of 152 amino acids. Lineage: Eukaryota; Fungi; Ascomycota; Dothideomycetes; Pleosporales; Phaeosphaeriaceae. The transcript has 2 exons. The record is from RefSeq and is a predicted model, not a curated record.